Ornithodoros turicata is the source of this 4212-nucleotide messenger RNA. RefSeq lists its product as uncharacterized. The record is from RefSeq and is a predicted model, not a curated record. Gene Ontology annotation, biological process: monocarboxylic acid transport; transmembrane transport. The transcript is spliced from 6 exons. Gene Ontology annotation, cellular component: membrane. Gene Ontology annotation, molecular function: monocarboxylic acid transmembrane transporter activity. The coding region runs from base 400 to 2904 and encodes 834 amino acids. NCBI's taxonomy places the organism in Eukaryota, Metazoa, Arthropoda, Arachnida, Ixodida, Argasidae.
GCCCUCUCGCUCACCUCCGCAACUCACCGUCGACAGUCCGUUUUCCACGCGCUUCUCUCCAUGCCGGUGCGCUGGAGGCGCUCUGUCAGAAAUAUCUCUCUCUAGGUACUCGGCUUGCAUCCAACGUCUCUUAGACGUCAGCUUCAAUCGUCUCGUCUCCGAUCCAACGCAUGAAUGAAUGUCCUGGUGUUUGUCGUCUGCUGUGGUCUGUUUCUGCAUCGGCGGAUGCGUCGAUGCCGGUGCGGUGUGCGCACGGGACAUACUGCCGUUGCUCUCCCACCUUUCUGAGCUUCACCUUUCAACAGUGCGACGAAAACCCAUCACGAGGGCUUCGUAACAGCGAUAAGUGCCGUUCCCGUUGACUCUGUACAAAAAGCCAGCUCCGGUAUCGACAGCAAGAUGCCUCCCCUGAACAUUAAGUCUAUGUCCAAGGAGCUGGACACGAAGACGCUGUGCCAGCUGCAGUCCACCGCUUCGCUGACGCCGAGUGUGGCGACUGCCGUGAACAACAACUUAGGGUCUCCCACAGAGGGUCCUCCCGAAGAAGAGAUCGGCGAAGAAUAUAUCAUGGAUCCCGAGCUCUACGCGGCCAUUCCUGAGCCUCCGGACGGCGGCUGGGGUUGGAUGAUCGUACUCUCAUCCGUUCUCUGCAAUAUGGUUGUGGACGGCAUCACUUACACGUUCGGUAUAUUCUUCCCGGAAUUCGUCAGCUACUUCCAGGCACCCAAAGGAACAGUCGCCUGGGUAGGAUCGCUCCUCUCAGGAUGCUACCUCUCCGCAGGUCCUUUGGUGAGUGCACUUACCAACAGGUUCGGCUGCCGCACUGUGUGCAUUGGAGGUAGCAUUAUUUCCUGCAUUGCGUUCUUGCUCAGUACAGUUGUUCCUGACGUAGGCGCUCUUAUGUUUACCUUCGGCAUUAUGGGAGGAAUCGGAUUUGGCCUCAUCUACCUACCAGCAAUCGUGAGCGUGAAUCAAUAUUUUUCUAAGAAGCGGGCCUUAGCAACAGGAAUUGCCGUCUGCGGAUCUGGAUUAGGGGCCUUCGUGUUCGCGCCUUUCUGUCAGUACCUGCUUGGUGUCUACAACUGGAAAGGUGCAUUAAUGAUCCUGGCGGGGCUGUCUCUCAACUGUGCUGUGUUUGGUGCUCUGAUGCGUCCCUUAGUUGCGGAGGACAACCCACAUACUAAGCCGCUACUGCAGAGGAUAUGGGAAGAAAAAACGCGUCUGCGUCAGGACUCGCUUUGUAACAGUCAGUUCUUCCUGGUGCAGCAUGCAGAUGGGACAAUCGAGAAGCGGCCGAAACUCGUGCUUAACACGGAACCCGGGGUCCAUUCUACGCUUUAUCUCGAUCAGUGGGGGAGGUCCCCAAUGGAUACACCAGUGAUAACUCUGUCACCUAUCGAGGAGUCCCGUCCGUCGCAGAUGGGUUCCAGGGAAGAUCAGACCGAUGAUUCCGGUAAGGAAUCCGAAUGCAAUGCUUCCCCAGAAAAGCAGACAGAGAAGUUGCGAGAAGUUACUGCUCCUGACAAGGAAUCAGAAAACGUGCCAGGCAAGCAACAGGAUGCGCAAACCGAGAGACAACAGGAAGUGCAGCAAGAGGAGACACGAAAAUAUGAAAAGCCUGUUACAGAAACCACUGUCAUGCUUCCACAUGAAGAAGGGCGUGAAGAAACGCACAUUGACGUACCCGAUAUGCAUUUGCCUCCCAACGGGCACGUGCCAAACGGUGGCCCGCCAACGUCAGCCAUCCAAGAAUUCGCGAAAAGAAAAGGCAUAAUCCCUUCUCGAAGCGCUACUAAGCUCUUCUUGUCGAACAUUACAAUGGGCAGUGAGAUGCGUCGAAAUAGUUCUUCACCACGUAUGUCUGCUAGCAGUGUAAUUUACUCAACCAAUAGGCAAAGCCGAGGAAGCGAUGUCUGGAAGCGAGUUUCCCAAGAGACAGUUGCCGGUGGGCCACGAACCAUGCAGAAGGUCAAGAAGAAAGAUAUCGCUAGGCCAAUGUACCGAAAGGACAUAUUUUACAGUGGCAGUGUCGUAAACUUACCUGAGUACAGGCUGUCUCAAGGUGAUGUGCGGUCAUAUGUUGCCAGUGUCCUCACGCUUCCCGCGGACACGGGACCGACGGGUGCUGAAACAGCUGAUGGAAAGCCUGGGCUGAGUCUUUGCCCGCCCUGUCUGCGGCUGCCAGCAAGCAUGAGUGACACUUUUGGGGAGAUGCUUGAUAUGGGAUUACUCAAGAAUCCAGCAUUCGUGCUUAUCUGCGUGUCCAAUAUCAUCGGCAUGAUGGGCUUCUGCAUUCCUUUCAUGUACCUUGCUGACUCCGCGACGCUGAAGGGCAUUGACAAAGAGAGUAGUGCUUUCUUGCUGUCUAUCAUCGGAAUCACUAACAUGUUUGGACGUCUCUUGUUCGGCUGGCUCUCCGACUUCCCUCAAGUGAACUGUCUCUUGCUCAACAAUUUAUCGCUCUGUCUUAGUGGGGUCGCAGUUGUGGCGUUGCCCUUCUGUCAUUCGUACGCAGCUAUCGUCACCACCUGCAUUAUCUUCGGGCUUAUCGUCGCUGCAUACAUUCUUCUCACUUCAAUCAUUCUUGUGGAGCUGUUUGGAUUGGACAACCUCACAAAUUCCUUUGGAUUGCUCAGCCUGUGCAGAGGAGCUGCUUGUAUGGUCGGUCCACCACUAGCAGGAUCUAUCUUCGACAGGACUGGCUCGUACGACGUGCCUUUCUUCUUCUCGGGGUCUCUGAUGAUUGUCUCGGGGAUUAUGUCCUUCUUCAUAACACGUGUUCGAAAUCCCGUUCAAAGGGUCGACGUCGUCCAUGACAUGAACUCUCCCCUUGAAGAGAUUCCUGAAGAAGAUGACAUUUUGGAAGAGGAAGAGGAUGCGGCCAACGGGGAAACGGUUGUUUAAGGAGUGGCAGAAGAAGGAGUCUCCUACUAAACUCUUCAACGGAAAGAGGCUAUCACUACACAAUUCGGAGGUCCGUCCAAGACGGCCAACGAGAACAUUCAUCGGAUCUCGGUGUACUACUCUGCGAGGUGCCUGCAUCACAACUCCUUGUACCUGGGGAGCUUUGAAUUCACUAGAACACUCUGGAGCUACGUUUUUGUGAAGAUUCCCACCCAAGACAUGCUUUAGUAAGGCUCCUCGUUGCCAUAUUGUUCGCGUAUAUUUUUGUGAUGCUGAAGCGUACAGCAAUUACGUGGCACCACAAGCUGCGAGGGUCUCGGCUGCUUCACAAUUUUUGUGAACGCGCGGUUUACGACCAAUUGAGAAGUUUUGUCAAAGUUGCUCCAGUCAGUGCUGAGACACCGAACCGUGAUCGGCCACUGACGUUAGGUAGACGGCAUAGGUGAAGUUAAUUUAUAAGUUGUGGAUUCUGCCUGUGUGACGGCUAUGACUGCUGGAAGUUCAUUCCAACGUGCACAAGUACUGCGUUAUACCAAGUCACUCCGAGUCUGUGAUACUGCUCAGCUGGACAGAUGAUGACAUGUGUAUGAGGAGGUUGGUCUCUGCCUCCUGUGCAUGUACAGGUCACCUUGUGAUUGUGAAUGCAAUGUACAGACUGUAUCACCUAAAUAAGGGACCGCAAGCAAUUUUUGACUCUAUGAAUGGACAAAGUCAACGAACGAUUUUCCUUCAAUGGCAUUCCGUUCAGUGUGUACGAAUAUUUUGUCAGUAGGUAUUUCUUUUUUUUUUCUCGCAUUUUUAGAAAUAUGUGGCGUACUAUCGUGGUCAUCACGUCCCUCUGGUGUACAAUGGCACCCACUAUGCCCUAUGCGGUAGACCUAGAGAACCGUGUGUCACGAACGAUAAUACUUUUCGUGAAGACAAGAAUGUUUCUAAUGCUUCCAGCUAUUUUCCUCGUACUGGGCUCGAAGCGCCGUAUAACGCAGUAAAAUAAGGACCACGCGAUCACAUACCGUUACGGCAAACCUUUAGAUCCCGCGCGACCAACCAUCCAACCUUGUGUGUAUACUCCAACCUAGUCCUGCGUUCGCAUUGCGUAGCUAGUGGUAUAGAGCCGAAGAGAAAGUUCUUUGCUAGCAUCGCUAUGUGCUUGCUUUCAAGGGAGACUUCCACAGUCCAACGGUAAUGCAAUCAGUGGGUAGUGCACGCAUGUGGCCUUGAUCGAACUUCGUACGCAUUUGCCAGUACCGCCUUGAGAAUGCAGGGAUCCUGAUCCUUAAGAGGAGGAAUAAAAGUAUUAUUUGUUUA